AUGCGAGUUCAUGUGACCCACAUUCAGACUGACGACAUCAGCAUUUCAAAAGAUCUCCAGAAGUUCUGGGAUCUGGAACACCUCGGCAUAAAGCAAAUAAAUGAGCUAUCAUCUCUAGACAUAUUGUCGGAUAACCCGGUCUUGCAGCGCUUUCGUGAGACUACAUGCUUGACUGACAAACGAUAUGUUGUGCGCCUGCCUUGGAAGGGAGAGCUUACAAACCUGGGCAGCAACAGAGAUCUGGCUCGACGUCGUCUGGAUGCACUUACCCGCACUCUUCGCAGCGACCCAGACCUGCUGGAAGAAUACGACCGGACUAUUCGCCAAUAUCUUAAAGACAAUCACGCCGAAAGAGUUCCCAUUGAAUAUGAAUGUUCAAACUCCUGCCGAGUUUAUUACAGGCCUCGCCAUGCAGUAAUUAGGAGAGACCGUGAAACAACGAAAGUUCGUAUCGUCUUCGAUUUCAGUUCUAAAGCUCCUGGGUUAGAAUCUCUGAAUGACCUUUCGGACCCUGGACCCAACCUCAAUCCUGAUAUUUACAGCACUCCACCCUCUACACAAGGAGAGCUACCACCUGUGGAAGCAUGGCUCGUGACUCGUGUGCCCUUCGAAAGUUCGAGCCCUUUCUUGCUGUGUGCCACUAUUUAUCAUCAUCUACAGCUGCAGGAGUCUGCCUUCCCGUCGACGAUAGAAAGACUGAAAGAGCGAUUUUAUGUGGACGACCUUCUCACCGGUGCAUGUGAUCUUUACGAGGCCACUCGCGUGUUUGAAGAGACACUUCAAAUCUUCGAUGCUGCCAGCAUGCCUGUCCGCAAGGCCCUCUUCAAGGCCCGCAGGCCCUCUUCAGCAAAUCUUCGUGGAAGGAGGUGUCACCAGAACAGCGACUACCGUCAAAGUGCUAGGCGUCACUUGGAACACCAUUGA
Molecule: messenger RNA, 924 nt
Organism: Ornithodoros turicata
Lineage: Eukaryota; Metazoa; Arthropoda; Arachnida; Ixodida; Argasidae
Exons: 2
Coding region: 1-924 (307 amino acids)
Source: RefSeq, a predicted model, not a curated record